Molecule: messenger RNA, 1372 nt
Organism: Anolis carolinensis (green anole)
Lineage: Eukaryota; Metazoa; Chordata; Lepidosauria; Squamata; Anolidae
Product: F-BAR domain only protein 1-like
Exons: 11
Coding region: 1-1059 (352 amino acids)
Biological process (GO): clathrin-dependent endocytosis; clathrin coat assembly
Cellular component (GO): clathrin-coated vesicle; plasma membrane; clathrin-coated pit
Source: RefSeq, a predicted model, not a curated record
AUGGUUACUGGGGACCCCCACGAGGACACGCCCCCCCGCACGGACCCCAACGUCCAGGAGGGUCACCUGGGGUCCAAGCGCCCCUCGGCCAUUCCGGCCACUUGCCUGUCCAGCGAGACGCCCCGGUCCCUGAGCCCCUCCCCGCUCUGGAGCCUGUCGGCCCCCCCAAGCGCCGCCGAACGGGCCUUCUUCGUGGCCACCCAGCCCGGGAUCGGCGUGUCGAGAGGCCCCUCCCCGGUGGUGCCGGGCUCCCAGGGGGGGCUCCCCGUGGCCGCCGCCUUCACCGAAUACGUCCACACCUUCUUCAAGGAACACGGGCCGGACAGCUGCCUGGUCAAGGUGACCGGGGAGAUGACCAUGUCCUUCCCGGCCGGGAUCCUGCGCGCCUUCAACGGCUGCCCUUCGGCCCCCGUCCUGAGCUUCCGCCUCCUCCGCACCGCGGCCAUUGACCACUUCCUGCCCAGCCCCGACCUCCUCUUCAGCGACCCCUCCCAGAGUGACCCCUCCAGCCGCGACUUCUGGCUCAACAUGGCUGCCUUGACCGCCCAGCUCCAGCGGCAGGCUGACCAGGCCCCGGGGGCCCCGUACUACAACGUCACCCUGCUCCGAUACCAGUUCUCGAAGCAGGGCCAGUCCUGGGCUCCCUUGCGGCUGGCGGUCAGCUGGGACUGCGACCCGGAGGCCACCCGCGUCUGCGUUGACUACGGCUACAACACGGCAGGGGCUUCGGCCGCCCCUCCGCCCGCGCUGACCAACGUCCAGGUGCUGCUGCCCAUCGAGGAGCCGGCCGACAAUGUCCGGCCGCAGCCCAAGGCUGCCUGGAACCCGGAGGAGAAGCGCUUGCAGUGGCACCUGGGGGACCUGCGCUCAGGCUCCGGCCGGCUGACGGCCACUUGGCGCCCCCUGGAGGUUCCCAGCCGCCCGGUCCCGGUGGCCGCCCAGUUCUCCAGCCAGGGCGGGUGCGUCUCGGGCGCCGGCGUGGAGCUGAUGGGCAGCGCCUUCCGCAUGUCCCUGGUCAAGAAGAGAUUCGCCACCGGGAUUUAUCUCGCCGGCUCUUAAGCAACGACGGACCCUUUUCUGGCUUGUUUUAUUUCAGUGUUAUUAUUAAUUAAUUUUAGAGAGAAUCUAUUUGUGUGUUUUUAAAUUAUUAUUAUUAUUGUCGAGGGAGGCGCGGGCGGAUGUCGUGAUGCUGGAAGAUCCGGGCGCCAAGUUUUAUUUUUCCAUUAUUUUUUGAGAAGGAAAGAAGGAAGGAAGGAAGGAAGGCAAAAAUAAUUUUUUUCUUCGUAAAUUAUAAUAAUGUGGCUCUUUUUUUUAAUAUUGAAAGAAAUAUAUUGUUUUUUUAUAAUUAAAACAAAAAGAACAUAAAAGCAAA